This is a messenger RNA of Agelaius phoeniceus (red-winged blackbird), 2620 nucleotides long. The record is from RefSeq and is a predicted model, not a curated record. NCBI's taxonomy places the organism in Eukaryota, Metazoa, Chordata, Aves, Passeriformes, Icteridae.
UCUGGUACUGCUCUGAGUCCAGCUUCUGGCUGGAGGAUGGUGGGACAGCACUUGUGGGCCACAGAAAGAGCAGCUGCCAGUUGCUAAUCUUUCCCUCCCUGAAGUUGAUGCCUGUGGGACACAGCUGGGAAGACAGGAUCAUCAGGCUUAAAGGAGCAUAAAUACUUCCUAAAAUGGCACUGGCCAGUUCAAUUUCUAGCAAAGCAGCACCACCACACUCCAGAAAAGUUUCUGCAGCAGGAGUGGAAGUGAACCAGAGCAAGAUGGAUUUUUUCUGCAAGCUGGGCUAUAAUAAGCAGGACAUCUGCAAAGUGCUGGAGAAUCUGGGCCAAGAGGCCCUGGAGGAUGAUGUGCUGAAGGAGCUGAUUCGGAUGGGGAGCAAACCUCAGGCUCUGGAGGACCAGGCUCAGCCUUCCCAGCUGAAGCUGGUAGCCCGUGGAUCGUGCAGCACCUCAGCAGGGCUGAAGUGGCUUGGAGAAGAUGAAAGUGAUUCUUCUGACUCCUUGAGGCCCAUUGUGAUUGAUGGCAGCAAUGUCGCCAUGAGUCAUGGAAACAAGGAGGUGUUCUCCUGCUGGGGCAUUCAGCUGGCAGUGGAUUGGUUUCGAGAGAGGGGGCACACUUACAUCAAGGUUUUUGUCCCACUCUGGAGGAAGGAACCCCCUCGACAAGACAGCCCCAUUGCAGAUCAGCACAUCCUUGAGGAGCUGGAGAAGCAAUCCAUCCUGGUGUACACCCCCUCCAGGAAAGUGAAGGGCAAGCGGGUGGUUUGCUACGACGAUCGCUACAUAGUGAAAGUCGCUUAUGAGAGGGAUGGAGUCAUUGUUUCCAAUGACCACUACCGGGACCUCCAGAAUGAAAACCCCGAGUGGAAAUGGUUCAUUGAGCAGCGACUACUCAUGUACUCCUUUGUCAGUAACAGGUUUAUGCCUCCCGACGAUCCAUUAGGCCGGCACGGACCCACCUUAAGUAACUUCCUCAGCAAAAAGCCAGUGCUUCCUGAGAGAAAAUGGCAGCCUUGCCCUUAUGGUAAAAAAUGCACCUAUGGCAAUAAAUGCAAAUUUUACCAUCCAGAGAGACAACAUCAAGCUCAGCUUUCGGUUGCUGAUGAGCUCAGGGCCAAAACAAAGGUCCCGUUAUCCCAGGGGAAGGAGGAGGAGAGGUGUCAGUGCUCCCCGUGCGACGCCUGCACAGAAACUCUGCGGGAAGCCAGAGGCUGCUCGGGGCCCUCCCGCUGCCCAGGCCGGUCCCAGGGCGGCUGCUCGGAGCAGACAUUCCGUGCCUGGCCCAGCAGCGCUGGCUCUGACCUGCGGAGGGACCCGCGCCUGCCGCAGCCAGAGCCGCUCCUGGAGAAGAUGUCAGUGGUGUCCAUCCGUGAGGACACGUGCGGCUGCAGCUGGUCCCGGUGCACCUCUCGGGACAGGGGGCUCACGGACAGCACCCAGCCCUGCUCCGACCUCAGGCACAAGCUGCUCUCACUGCAUCCCCCUCGGGGCUUGGAGCGCCCCGGCUCUCCCGGGUGCCCUUUCCAGCGAGGAGCGCUCCCGACCGUGCCCGGCGGGAUGUGCCCGGAGGGCGGCUGGGCUCAGGAGCGCCCAGGGGUGCCCGGAGCAGGACACAGGAGCCGCUCCUUCCCUCGCGGUGCUCAGCACGAACAGGCCCCGGAGAGCCAGCAGCCUCUUCUGCGGCAGUGCCCGGCUCUGUGCCCUGCCCGGCUGCCCCCGUACAGCGAGCCCCAGCCCCAUCCCCAUGCUCAGCCCCAUCCCCAUGCCCAGCAGCAGCGCUGUGUGCCCAGCCAGGCCCCGGGGCAGCCUGCCCAGCUGGAGCCCAGCAACGGAACGGGAUUAUUCCAGAACGCCCAUGCCUACCCCAGCGCCGCUUACAGGGACUACUGGCACACCCCAGCUGCAAGGCCACCCUCUGCCCAGCAAAUAAACAUACACAGGGAGCUGUGCUCCCCUUAUCCAUACAGUGGGAUGAGCCAGGUGAUGACUUUGUACCCCAGUAUCCAGGAUAAGGGCACUGGAGCACCUCCCCUAUGAAGACAGGCUCGGGAAGGUGGGGCUAUUCAGCCUGGAGAAAAGAAGUUUGCAUGGAGACCUCAUAGAAACCUUCCAGUAUCUGAAGAGAGCCUACAAGGAAGCCAGAGAAGGACUCUUAAUCAGCAACUCCAGUGACAGUACACAGGGGGAUGGCUUCAAACUGAGACAGGGUAGGUUUAGAUUAGAUUUUAGGAUGAAAUCCUUAAUUGGGUGGGUGGUGAGACGCUAGAACAGGUUGCUCAUAGAAGUUGUGGAUGCCCCAUCCCUGGAAGUGUUUAAAGCCUGGUUGGAUGGGGCUCUGAACAGUCUGGUCUGGUGAAAGGUGAAAGGUGUCCCUGCCCAUGGCAGCAGGGAUGUUGGAACUGCAUUAUCUUUUAUGUCCCUUCCAAGUCAAACAAUUCUGUUAUUCUAUGAUAUUGCCUGCUGGACUUUAAUGAUUGAAAGACACAGAAAUUUGUGAAACCUCCAGAGCAAACCACUCCCAAUCAGCACAAGUCCCAGGGCAAGAAGAUGCUGAAGCUUAACUAACUGAAGCUCAUUCUGAGUCUUAACUAACUGUUUUUAGAGGGUGUUAUAGCAAG